AUGCCUCCGCCGCGAUUCCUCUUCCUCACCCUUCUCGUCUCCGCCGCCUUCCUCCACGUCUCUUCAGCCGCCGAUGAUAAUGACGUAGACAAUCUUGUUUUUGAGAACCAGAGUCUCCGGCGAGCAUACAUUGCUCUCCAAGCAUGGAAAACAGCCAUCUUUUCCGACCCAUUUAAUUUCACCGCUAACUGGACUGGAGCGGACGUUUGCAGCUACGGCGGUGUGUUCUGUGCUCCCUCUUUGUUCAACAGCUCCGAUCGUGUGGUUGCUGGAAUUGAUCUCAAUCAUGCUGAUAUCGCUGGUUACCUUCCACCGGAACUCGGUCAUCUUACUGACCUUGCUGUCUUUCACAUUAACUCCAAUCGGUUUUGCGGCACUGUUCCAGCCACUUUCAAGAAGCUCAAGCUCCUCCACGAGCUUGAUAUAAGCAACAACCGUUUCGUCGGGGUUUUUCCGACGGUUGUUUUAUCUAUGCCGGUGUUGAAGUUCUUGGACCUCCGGUUCAACGAAUUUGAAGGGUCUGUUCCGGUUAAGCUAUUCGAUAAGGAUCUUGAUGCGGUUUUUUUGAAUGACAACCGGUUUAAGUUCGGUAUUCCGCCAAAUUUGGGUAACUCGCCGGUAUCGGUGCUUGUUUUGGCGAACAACGAUCUGGGUGGAUGUCUUCCGGCGAGCGUUGGACAAAUGGGGUCAACGUUGAAUGAGAUCAUUCUCAUGAACGAUAAUCUGACGAGCUGUUUGCCGGUGCAAAUCGGGGCGCUAAAAAAGGUGACGGUUUUUGACGUCAGCUUUAAUAGUCUUCAAGGGCCGUUGCCGGCGGCGAUUGCCGGAAUGAGGAGUGUGGAGCAGCUGAACGUGGCUCAUAACAAGUUGACAGGGGUGGUGCCGGAUAGUAUCUGUAAGUUGCCCCGGUUGCAAAACUUUACUUUCUCGUCCAAUUACUUCACUGGGGAAGCGCCGUCGUGUGUGGCCACCGGCGGUAAGGUGUUUGAUGAUGGGAAGAAUUGUAUUAUCGGGAAAGGGAAUCAACGGUCAGCUAGGGAGUGUUCUUCCGGUGAUGCACGUCCUGUGGAUUGUAGUAAGUUGCAAUGUGGUGGCUCUCCGUCGCCAACGAGUUCUCCGGUUUCAACUCCACCGCGGUCUAAGUCGAAAUCCAGGUCUAGGAGGACUGCGCCAGCUCCAAAGCCACCGUCUCCAAAACCGUCUCAGGCGCCGAGGCCAUUUGUGAAGCCUACUCCACCGCCACCGGAAUUUGAGACUUCUCCGAAUAUGAGAUCACACUCUCCACCACCUCCGGUACCAACGGAUAGAAGUUCUUCAAAAUCACGGCUUCCAUCACCACCUCCAGUUUGGCAAGUCUCACCAAAGGAUCAACAUGCUCCACCGCCACCACGUGAAAACAACCUGUCUCCACCACCCUCGCCUCCUAUGUUUGACUCUUCACCUAAAACCCAUGUGCAUUCCCCACCACCUCCACCACAAUCGUCACCGCCACCACCUCCACCACAAUCGUCACCGCCACCACCCCCACAGUCGCCACCACCUCCACCACCAUCUCCGCCUCCACAGUCGCCACCACCGUCUCCCCCACCACCACCUCCACAUUCACCGCCGCCAUCACCUCCACAUUCACCACCACCACCUCCACCACAGUCUCCACCACCACCGCCUCCUCAUUCACCUCCACCACCACCGCCACCACCUUCCCCAUCACCACCACCUCCUUGCUCGCCACCGCCACCGCCACCGCCACCGCAAUAUUCAUCACCACCACCACCUCCUCCACCGCUGCCAUCACCACCACCACCGCCACAAUACUCAUCACCACCCCCACCUCAACAGUCCCCGCCACCGCCACCUCAGAACUCAUCAUCAUCAACUUAUCACCACCACAGCUCACCACCACCAACUCCAACCUAUCAACACCAAACCUCUCCUCCACCAGCGCCUCCAACACAUCAUAGCUACACUCCACCCAACCUUAAAACCCCAUCGCCACCAUCCCAUUCACCUCCUCCACCAGCACCAUUAUCCGACUGUGCUCCACCACCUCCUCCCAAGCCUUGUGAAACCCCCUCUUCAUCUCCACCACCACCUCCACCGCAACAAUGGCACCACCAACCACCACAAACUCAAUCUCCACCAUCACCCACAUACCACCACCAUCCAACAACACCGCCACAAGAAACUCAAUCUCCCCCACCACCCUUUAAACAUGCAUACCCAUCUCCCCCACCACCAUCACUCCCGCCGCCACCACCAUUCGACAACAUGCCUCUUCCACCAGUAUUCGGAGUUUCCUACGCUUCUCCACCACCACCCGUAAUCCCCUACUACUAAUCCCAUCGACUCCAAAUCAAUACAUAUACACAUUAUAUACACACACCCUUCACAUCCGCCAUUUAUCUUCCUCAAAUUAAAAAAAGAACCCUGGAUAAUUAAAUCCACGAUUUUAUUUGAGAAUAUGGAGGCUAAGAUGGAUGAUUGUGUUGGGCGUGAUAUUAUUUUGGGGGCUUUGUUUAAUUUGUUUGUGAAAUUAAUCACAAAAUUCAUUGUGUUUUUCAUACCUUUUCUCAUAUCAUCAUGUAUAAUCCAGAGUUUGGAAAUUAGGAAAAGUUAGCAUACUUUUAUUCAUUUCUAUUUAUAUACAUGUGAACAAAGUUAUAUUAUAAUGUAACCAAUUGAAAAUUUCAUUUUAUUUCAUAUCAAGUUCAUGUUCCAUUCCAUAAUAAACCUCCUCUCAAGGUUACAAUA
This is a messenger RNA of Cynara cardunculus var. scolymus (artichoke), 2751 nucleotides long. Its product is annotated as leucine-rich repeat extensin-like protein 4. Gene Ontology annotation, molecular function: protein binding. The transcript has a single exon. The coding region runs from base 1 to 2337 and encodes 778 amino acids. NCBI's taxonomy places the organism in Eukaryota, Viridiplantae, Streptophyta, Magnoliopsida, Asterales, Asteraceae. The record is from RefSeq and is a predicted model, not a curated record.